UUCCGUCCGGAAUAUCGAAAUCUGAAAGACCUAUGGCCACCGGUACGAAAAGAACACAGCAAGAAAUAUCAUCACAUCUUCUGCUUACCAAUCCUGUUAUUAUCGCUGCCAGCAUAGAUAGACCAAACAUAAUGUUCCAUGUGACAAAAAGACUUCCAAACAACAGAAUUGAAGAGUCUUUUAAGGAGAUCUUCAAACCACUUAUUGAUGAAUUGCGCAGUAAACAGGAAUGUUUUCCACGAACAAUUGUUUACUCAUCACUUAAAUGGUGUGGAUUUGCUCACGAAUUGUCCUUAAUGCCAACUUUUGACAGUGAUAUAGAUGAUAUAUCUGGUCUGGUGGCUCAAUUCCAUGCCUCAUGCACUAACAAGAUGAAGAAAGAGGUGAUCGAUGGCAUGCAGACCAUGAAUUGUGGUAUCAGAUUGUUAUUUGCAACUGAGGCAUAUGGGAUGGGUGCAGAUCCAAAACAAGUCAGGCGAAUUAUCCAUGCCGGUGUACCAAGAACAAUGGAAAGUAUGUUAAAAUGCAUGUAGUUCAGUCUAAAUGUAGUAAUGCAAUGUUACGCACAAAAUUCAUGAAUUUUCAGAGCGCAUUGUACAUAUUUGACAUACAAUGUGUAAAACCAAGUUCCUUUAUUGUGUGCAUG
Molecule: messenger RNA, 646 nt
Organism: Saccoglossus kowalevskii
Lineage: Eukaryota; Metazoa; Hemichordata; Enteropneusta; Harrimaniidae
Source: RefSeq, a predicted model, not a curated record